Messenger RNA from Aptenodytes forsteri (emperor penguin), 1504 nucleotides. It is a transcript of the gene MLST8, whose product is annotated as MTOR associated protein, LST8 homolog. Gene Ontology annotation, cellular component: TORC1 complex; TORC2 complex. The record is from RefSeq and is a predicted model, not a curated record. Gene Ontology annotation, molecular function: protein binding. Gene Ontology annotation, biological process: regulation of actin cytoskeleton organization; TOR signaling. Lineage: Eukaryota; Metazoa; Chordata; Aves; Sphenisciformes; Spheniscidae. Bases 1 to 855 code for a protein of 284 amino acids. The transcript is spliced from 6 exons.
AUGCCGGGCACGGGCGGGGAGAUGUCGGUCAUCCCCUGCCCGGUCCUUGCUGCAGGCUACCAGCACAUCCGCAUGUACGACCUCAACUCCAACAACCCCAACCCCGUCAUUAACUACGACGGCGUGAGCAAGAACAUCACCUCCGUGGGCUUCCACGAGGACGGGCGGUGGAUGUACACGGGCGGGGAGGACUGCAUGGCCAGGAUCUGGGACCUGAGGUCUCGUAACCUCCAGUGUCAGCGGAUUUUCCAGGUGAACGCUCCUAUUAACUGCGUCUGCCUGCACCCCAACCAGGCAGAGCUAAUUGUGGGGGAUCAGAGCGGUGCCAUUCACAUCUGGGACCUGAAGACAGACCACAAUGAGCAGCUGAUUCCAGAGCCCGAAGUUUCCGUGAAUUCGGUUCACAUUGACCCCGAUGCCAGUUACAUGGCGGCUGUCAACAGCUCGGGAAAUUGCUACGUGUGGAACCUAACGGGCGGCAUCGGAGAGGAGGUGACCCAGCUGAUCCCCAAGACCAAGAUCCCAGCGCACAACCGCUACGCCCUCCAGUGCAAGUUCAGCCCCGACUCCACGCUCUUGGCUACAUGCUCUGCAGAUCAGACGUGUAAGAUCUGGAGGACUUCAAACUUCUCUCUGAUGACAGAGCUGAGCAUCAAGAGCAAUAACCCAGGGGAAACGUCUCGGGGCUGGAUGUGGGACUGCGCGUUCUCCGGGGACUCCCAGUACAUCGUCACAGCCUCCUCUGAUAACCUGGCCAGACUUUGGUGUGUGGAGACAGGAGAGAUCAAGAGGGAAUACAGCGGCCACCAGAAAGCAGUCGUCUGCCUUGCUUUCAACGACAGCGUGUUGGGAUAAUGGUCACGUGUGGGAAGGAAAGGACCUCUGCUUGUUUUCCUUCCUCUUACAGUGGCAAGCACCCUCUCUGGAGCCCGAGACAUGCACUUGUAACCGUCCCCUGCACUGAUGGGGAGGGCUCGGUCUCUGGCAGAAGCAGCUGCGUUUGCCUGGAGUGAGACCAGGCUUCAGCUCCAAGCAGAUCAUUACCGAAACGUGUGCGGCCUCUAAGGGAGGCCGCUUGGACGAAAGGGAAUGGGCGAGGGAGGCACGAUCCCACUGAGGGGAGCUGGGUACGGUUCAGCUGGAGGAAUCCCUGUGGCAUCAGCUGCUGACAGCUUUGUGAUGUUCUUGUACCCCACAGUGGAAGAAAAAAAAAAAAAAAAUCAGCUUUUCUAAAUGAUGGAAGAGGCUGAGCAAAGAGCGGAAAGGCAGCUGCUUCCUUGUUUUGCAAUCCCUUUAUUCAAAGUGUAUUUCACAGACUUACUUGGAGAGCUGCGCUCUUAUAAAGCCAACCACCCCCAACAAAUUUAAUAACCUUGUGUUGAGCAGGGCAUGUAGCCGUAAAACACUAGCUACUCCACGUGAUUCCUCUAGGCCUGGAUCUCCUAAUACCUACGUACACGAUGCAGCCCUGGAGCACAGCUGCAAAUAAAGUGUCUGCACUGAC